AUGAGCUCCCUUUUCUCGAGACCAAGGGAGAACGGUAACGAGAGCUCGAUAACGACACGUUGCCGCGCGUUGUCAGUCUGCUCGGCGACGAGCAACGUCUACCUCAGGAUAAAACCGAGCUCGUUGGACUCGAGCCCGAGCGAGGAGGUGUACGCGUUGCCCGACUCGACCACUCUUCACAUAAGGAGGGGGGAGAACGCGGAGAAGAAGUACUCGUUCACGAGGAUAUUCGACGGGGACACGAAGCAGGCCGACUUCUUUUACGAGAGCGUGCGAAGGCAGGUGAUCCACCUACUCCUCGGCGAGAGCUCGACGGUGAUCACGUAUGGGGCGUCGAACACGGGGAAGACGUACACGCUGUACGGCACCCCGGAGGAGCCGGGCGCCAUACCCCGCUCGAUCGAGCUCCUCUUCUCGGCCAUCAACUGCACCCUCGCCCCCUGGUACAAGAUCGCGGACGACAACACGGUGGUCGCGCUCGACGAGCCCGAGCGCACCUUCGAGAUAUUCAACAAGACCAGCCUGAUAAACCCGAGCGUGAUGGCGAGGGAGGAGUACACGCAGGCCCGGCUCUCCCUCGACAACUCGAACCCACGACUCGCGGAGACCGAGGAGAGGGAUCUGUGGAGCGACGAGUGCAUCUCCUCCGUGUGGAUCUCGGUCGCCGAGAUCCACAACGACAACGUGUACGAUCUGCUGAUCGGCCACGAGCAGGAGAGGAGGCCCCUCAAGGUGACCACCCGCAAGGACGGCUCCACGUUCGUCAACGGCUUGAAGUUCGUCCACAUAACGACCGCCCUCGAGGCUUGCCAAUUAUUGAUCCUGGUCCAGUCGAGGAUGACCGUCGCGCCGACGGCCGAGUCCAACGCGUCCAACUCCCAGUCCCACACGUUCUUCACCCUCAAGCUGUUGAAGUACGAGAAGGAGAACAAGCCGGACACGGUGCGGGUGAGCACGCUGACGUUCUGCGACGUGGCCGGGUCGAGGCGGGUGAAGAGCAGGGACGAGUCCGGGUCCCGGCUGGCCGAGUCCCGCAACAUAAACAACAGCCUGCUGGUGCUCGGCAGGUGCUUGAAAACGUUGCGGGACAGCUACUCGUCCGGGGACCACGUGGCGGGCCCGUUCCGCGAGUCCAAGUUGACCAGGAUACUUCAAAAGGUGUUGACCGGUAGGGAGAAGUUCAGCUUCGUGGUCACCGUGGACAUAGGGAUGGAGACGUACGCGGAAACCCUGAGCGUGCUCAAUUUCUCCGCGAUGGCCAAGCGGUUGGGCGAGUCCAGGCUCUCGAGGAGGACCGCGUUCUCGCUCGCCACCCCCCGGAACGCCAAGUCGUCCACGCUGCUGGCGUCGUCCGGCCUCGCGCACCAGGGCAACCCCCAGGCCAAGAGGACGAUCGCGAUCGACUUCGAGGUGUACGAGGAUCUGAAGAGGGAGAACGAGCGCCUGAGGGAGGAGACGGACGCUUGCAGGCGGGCGAGGGGAGGGACGGCGGUCUCGAGGCACACGCAGUCGGACGUCUCGGCCCUGGAUUACGACCGACUCAGGGAGAGGAACGGGGAGUUGACGGAGCGCGUGCGGGUGCUCGAGGAGGGGAAUUUGAAUCGGGAGUACGAGAUCAGGCAGGAACUGGUGGAUCGGUAUUCGGUCGCGAUCGAGGAGUUGGAGUCGUGUUGGAAGAAGCGGGUGCGGGACAUCGAGGAGGAGGGGAAGGAUCUGUUGAAGUGGUCGGUGAGCCAGGUGGAGUCGUUCUACAAGGAGCGUAUCGACAGUUUGAUGCGGCGCGGAGACGACGGCGGCGACGAGGACGCGAACGAGGACGAGGGCGAGGACGAGGACGAGGACGACCAGGAGCGGGACAACGGCGACAACGGCGAGGACAACAAGAGCAACAAGAAGCGCAAGAGGGAGGAGGGGGAGGAGGAGGGCGGGAUACGGAGGAUCUGCGAGGAUCUCGAGACCGAGAACGCGAUGAUCACGUCGAAGGUGGUCGUGCUGAGGGAGAUGGUGCGCGACCUGAGGACCGAGAACCAGCUGCUGGUCACGGACAGGAACAAGUGCAACUUCGAGUUGGUGUUGACGAAGGAGAAGUUGAAAGGUUUCCACGAUUUGAUACGCGUUCACUUCCCCGAGUUGUUCCUGAAGCUCGAGGACGAGGCGAACGACAUCGGCUGGCUCGUCCACGAGCUGAAGCGGAUACUGGACGAGAAGACGGAGGACAUCGAGUCGUUGGAGAAUAAUCUGAGCCGGGCCUCGGAGGAUUACGUGAAGAUGGUGACGAAAACUAUCGACACGGAGAAGGAGCUGCGCGAGACUAAGAGCAGGUUGCAAGAGGUGUUGUUGAGAGCGAAAGAAUUCGAGAACGAGGUGAAAGAGAAGACGAACCUCGCCAACGACUUGCAACUCCAGUUGCAGUUGUUGAGGAAGGAACUGGUCGAGAUACGAGAAUGUGAGAGCGAUUACGUUACUUUGAAAUCUAUCGAAAAAGAGAAUGUGCAUAAUUUGACGCGGAAAUAUGUUUACAGCGAUGACCUCUUCUCUAGCGACAACAGCGACAACAACGCGGAGCUAGUUGCGAGCCGAGCACGGCCGGCCAGAAAGACGGAUCGUUGCUCGUACGACAAUUACGAUUACGAUAAAAAUUCGGGGAAGAAGGUGUCGUUGAACGCUAUGGAGUCGGACGUGUCGGAUCGUCACACGUUCAGAUCGAGCGACAGCGGUAUAAAGGAAGAUUCCGGGAUCGAUUUCGGUUGCAAAAGUCGGAGAUCGACCGGCGACGAAUCGUCGCAUCGCGUGACCGACAUGAGAUCGGUGAUAAACACGUUGAAACGGAUCGCCGAUCUGAAUAAAUCGGAGGUGUCGGAGUGCAAGAACAAACUGUUGUCGUGCGAGACGAAGAUGGCCGAGUUGGAAGAGGAGAACGAGAAACUGACGAGGAUGGUCGAGAUAGAUUCGCGGAAGUACAACGAGCGGAUCAACGAGCUGACCGAAGAGUUGCUGGUCAAGGAGGAGGACGACAAUCACAGUUUGAAGAAGUUGGAGAAUUGUUUGAAGAAGUGCGCCUACCUGGAGAACCAAUUGGCCGUGCUCCAUCUGGUUCACGAGCGAACGGUGAAAUAUUUCGCGAGGCACAAAGCGGAGCACGCGGUCGGGAUCGAGAAGUUGGAGAAGAGAGAUCCGGAGGGGAAGAGGGAUUCGAAGCGGGAGGAGGAGAACGGGUCGAGAAUGAUCGAGAACGAGGAUGAUCUGUUCAAGUUGCAACGAUUGCGCGAGAAGAUCGACGAGUUCGAGAUCGUUUUGGAGAAGUGCAAAGAGGAGAGGAACAAUUAUCGCGCGCAGUUGCAGGAACAAUUGGAGACCCAGUCGAUGCUGGAGAUGAAGUUGAAGUGGUUGUCGACGGAGAUCCGAAGCAGGGACGAGAAACUGAUCUCUCUGAAGAUGGAGAUCGAUGGCAUGGCGGUGGUGAACGACUCGAACGAUGAGAAGGUGAAGAGUUUGGGGGAGGAGAUCGGCCGCUCGAGCGAGAACGUCCGCCGCGUGAGGGAAAGGUUGACGUAUUUCGAAGAGGCGAGGAAAAAUUUGGAAGAGAAUUUUUUCGCCGGUAAUAUUCUCCACCCUCGGGCCAAUCUACCGAUACGGGACCGCGGGGAGGGGGAGAGCAACGAGGAGGACGAGCUUUGCACGAUAAAGUUGCAGUUGCGGGAAAACGAACGGGAGAUGGACUCGUUGAAGAAACAUCGGAACGACAUGGUGAAAAAGUACGAGUGCACCGUGCAAAAGUUGCGGAUCGAGAUCGAAAGGAUGAGGAGGAAGUUGAUAAAUUUGCAGAAACUACUUUUGACGAAUUUCGCGUGGAGGUACAGGAAAUUCCUUAAUAAAAGGCACGAGAAGUGUAUAAUCUUCCAAUUGGAGAAAUUGACGAACCCGAACGAUCGCGACUGGAUAUUGAAACGUAUCGAGAAGAAAGUUAGCGACGAAGAAUUGUCGUUGCCGGUCGUCGAACGAUCGAUCGCCAGCCCGCGCUACGCCGAUUCCCAGUCCGCCGAUUCCGUGAAAAACGAGGAAUUCGAUAGCAACGGUGCAUACGAAUCGGAGGAAUCUUAUCAAACAGAGAGCAGUUUGGGUUUGAACGAGUGGAACGUAGACGCGUGUCAGAUCCAGAGCGACGCCUCUGACUGUUCCGAAGUACAGUGCAGUUGCGGUAUCGGUUUUAAAAAUGCUGGAAGGCACGGGAGAAUGUCAGGUUGGAUGAAAGUUCGAAGAAGCUGCGCGAAUACUUGUCUCCUGCGUCAACUCGACGGAACUCGCGCCAGCGUCGAGCAAGGAUGA
This is a messenger RNA of Apis cerana (Asiatic honeybee), 4326 nucleotides long. RefSeq names its product kinesin-like protein KIF20B. Lineage: Eukaryota; Metazoa; Arthropoda; Insecta; Hymenoptera; Apidae. Gene Ontology annotation, molecular function: plus-end-directed microtubule motor activity; microtubule binding; ATP binding. The record is from RefSeq and is a predicted model, not a curated record. Gene Ontology annotation, cellular component: spindle microtubule; mitotic spindle. Gene Ontology annotation, biological process: spindle elongation; mitotic spindle assembly; microtubule-based movement.